AAAAUUAUAAAGAGUUGACGUUGGCUUUGAUAAAUUGCUAGUUGUUCCUGUUGAACUACAAGCUGAGAACAACAGGCGAAUAUGGCACAAGUGCUUCGGGAAUACAACAAAAAGGACCAGGAACCGCACUGCAGCAGCAAAAUGGCCGGAGCUACACUAUUCGAACGUGCCCAGGCGCUGUCCAGUGUGAAUCGCGAAGAGGGAAUUUCCCUGCUAAAUAAAAUAGUGCGCGAACAAGAAGUGGCUGAAAACGAUGAGGAACUCAUACGCAUUAAGGAGCAGGGCAUAAUGCAGCUGGGUGAGCUCUACAAACAAGGGGGCAAGGCCAAAGAACUGGCCGAUUUGAUCAAGGUGACUCGUCCGUUUUUGAGCUUGAUCAGCAAGGCAAAGGCCGCGAAGCUGGUGCGUUCGCUGGUCGACAUGUUCCUCGAUAUGGAUGCGGGCACUGGCAUUGAGGUUCAACUUUGCAAAGACUGUAUAGAGUGGGCAAAGCAGGAGAAGCGCACAUUCUUGCGUCAAUCUCUGGAGGCGCGCCUGAUUGCACUCUACUUUGAUACGGCUCUGUAUACAGAGGCGCUUGCCCUGGGCUCGCAGUUGUUGCGCGAGCUCAAAAAACUGGAUGACAAAAAUCUGCUGGUGGAGGUGCAACUGUUGGAGAGCAAAACCUAUCAUGCACUGAGCAACUUACCCAAGGCCCGUGCCGCCCUAACUUCAGCGCGUACCACGGCUAAUGCCAUCUACUGUCCCCCGAAAGUGCAGGGCGCCCUCGAUCUCCAGUCGGGUAUUCUGCAUGCAGCCGACGAGCGAGAUUUUAAAACAGCGUUCUCGUAUUUCUAUGAAGCCUUUGAGGGUUUCGAUAGCGUUGACAGUGUCAAGGCCCUCACUUCUCUGAAGUACAUGUUGCUGUGUAAGAUUAUGCUUGGCCAGUCGGACGAUGUCAAUCAAAUAGUUAGCGGCAAGUUGGCCAUAACCUAUUCCGGCCGUGAUGUUGACGCUAUGAAAGCUGUAGCGGAGGCCUCACAUAAACGCUCGCUGGCCGACUUUCAGCAGGCACUAAAGGACUAUAAGAAGGAGCUGGCAGAAGAUGUCAUUGUGCAGGCACAUCUUGGUACACUCUACGACACCAUGCUGGAGCAGAAUCUAUGCCGCAUUAUCGAGCCAUAUUCGCGUGUGCAGGUUUCCCAUGUGGCGGAGAGCAUUCAUCUGCCCAUGCCACAGGUGGAAAAGAAACUAUCACAAAUGAUAUUGGAUAAAAAAUUUAGCGGCAUCUUAGAUCAGGGCGAGGGUGUGCUCAUUGUGUUCGAGGAGACGCCUGUGGACAAGACGUAUGAGCGCGUGCUAGAGACUAUCCAGAGCAUGGGCAAGGUGGUGGAUACAUUGUAUCAAAAGGCCAAGAAGCUGUCAUAAGUCCUCACAGUGAACACGCAUGUCCCGCACACAUCUACGCAUCAUCUGAAUGAAUAUCUGCGAAAUUAGAAGACAAUUUUUGGUUUUUCCCUUGUACUCUGAAAAAUUCCCUCACUGAUCCCCAAAAAUCAUAAACUUUGUUAUAACCACAUCUUUGUAUGUUUCGGUACAACUUACAGCUGAAAAAUAAACACUUAUUGGUGGGAAUAGCAGUAAUAAUAAUGUGUAAACCAUAAUAAAAUAUUUCUAAGCGUAAUUAUUCAAUAGAAAAA
This is a messenger RNA of Drosophila novamexicana, 1679 nucleotides long. RefSeq names its product 26S proteasome non-ATPase regulatory subunit 11 (gene Rpn6). The coding region runs from base 82 to 1407 and encodes 441 amino acids. Gene Ontology annotation, biological process: ubiquitin-dependent protein catabolic process. Gene Ontology annotation, molecular function: structural molecule activity. Gene Ontology annotation, cellular component: proteasome regulatory particle, lid subcomplex. The record is from RefSeq and is a predicted model, not a curated record. Lineage: Eukaryota; Metazoa; Arthropoda; Insecta; Diptera; Drosophilidae. The transcript has 5 exons.